Medicago truncatula (barrel medic) is the source of this 927-nucleotide messenger RNA. RefSeq lists its product as uncharacterized. NCBI's taxonomy places the organism in Eukaryota, Viridiplantae, Streptophyta, Magnoliopsida, Fabales, Fabaceae. The transcript has 6 exons. The coding region runs from base 1 to 927 and encodes 308 amino acids. The record is from RefSeq and is a predicted model, not a curated record.
AUGUGUGGGGAGAAAUACGAGCGGAGUGACCAUGUAUCUUUACUAAGUAAUAUACUUGAUGAACCUAGCCCUCUCAAUUUAAGUCUCACGAAGAGCCCUUCGUUUUUAGAUUUGAUAGAAACAGAGCUUUUUCAAAGGAAUCCGGUUAAUGCAAAUACUGGUAAUUUAAACUCUGAAGUGAAAAAGAAGAGUCAGGCUUCUGUUGAAAAGCUGCAGGCUUCAAAUUUCCCAGCUACACGUUUGAAAAUCGGUUCAUGGAAGUACGAACCAAAAUAUGAAGGUGACUUGGUGGCAAAGUUUUGCUUUGCCAAAAAGAAGAUUGUUUGGGAAGUUCUUGUGGGUGAGCUGAAAAGUAAAAUAGAAAUUCAAUGGUCGGAUAUCACUCAACUAAAAGCAAAUUGUCCUAAUGAUGGACCUAGCUCACUGUCUUUAGUGGUUGCAAGACAACCUCUUUUCUUUAGGCCAACAUCUAGGUGGCAUUUUUUGAAAUUUGAACAAGGAUAUUUAAUCAAGCAUUUUGAACAGCUCGUCCAGUAUAGCGAACAUCUUAAGUUCUUAAGCGAACAGCCAGAUAUAAUGUUGGAUUCUCCUCAUUUUGAUACACGAUCCGCUGCUUCUGAGAACCCAGACAAUCUAAAAGAUUGUAAUUUGCAUCAAGUCAAUGGCGAAGGAUCAACAUCUCAUUUUCAAAACAUGGGAUCUGCUCAUUCAUCCCUGUCACCAUCGUUUAGGAUUGAGCCAGGUGAUCCUUCUGCCAGCAAUGGAAUCCAAAUAGAUAUGCAGGCUGCUGAAGAGGAAUGGAGAGAUGUGUAUGAUGACAAUCUGGAAUCAGGCAUGUUCAGGAAGGACUCAUUUGGAGAUUUGCUUUUUAAUCUUCCUCGAAUUGCAUCUCUUCCAAAGUUCUUGUUUAACAUGUCACAAGAUUAA